Molecule: messenger RNA, 1170 nt
Organism: Geodia barretti
Lineage: Eukaryota; Metazoa; Porifera; Demospongiae; Tetractinellida; Geodiidae
Source: the annotation of a GenBank genome assembly
AUGAAUCUUCACGAGCACCAGGCGAAGGGGCUCCUCGCCGAGUACGGCGUCCCCGUCCCGCGGGGCAAGGUCGCGUACAGCGUGGACGAAGCGGUUGCCGCCGCCUCGGAACUCGGCCUCCCGGUGGUGGUGAAGGCCCAGAUCCACGCCGGCGGCCGGGGAAAGGCCGGCGGGGUGCGCCUCGCCCGGACCGAAGCGGAGGUGCGGGCCGCCGCGGACGCGAUCCUCGGCGCCACCCUGGUGACGAAGCAGACCGGACCCGAGGGCCGGCUCGUGCGCCGGCUCCUGGUCGAGGAAGGCGUCGCGAUCGCCCGGGAGCUCUACGUCAGCUUCAUCAUCGACCGCUCGACCGGCCGCCCGCUGUGCAUCGCGAGCGCCGCCGGGGGAAUGGACAUCGAGGAAGUGGCGGCCGAGUCGCCCGAGAAGAUCCUGACCGUGACCGUGGACCCGGCGAUGGGAAUGCAGCCCUUCCAGGCGCGCCGCCUGGCAUUCGGGCUGGGGUUCGAGGGGCAGGUCUUCAAGAACGGCACGAAGUUCCUGACGGCGCUCUACCGCGCCUUCGAGGGACUCGACGCCAGCCAGGUCGAGAUCAACCCGAUGCUGGUGACCGAGGGCGGCGAGGUACUGGCGCUCGACGCCAAGGUCUCGGUGGACGACAGCGCGCUCUUCCGCCAGCCCAAGGUCGCCGCGCUCCGCGACACCCACGAGGAGUCGCCGCUCGAGGUCGAGGCCAGCAAGUACCGCCUCAGCUACAUCAAGCUCGACGGCUCGGUGGGCUGCAUGGUGAACGGCGCCGGCCUCGCGAUGGCGACCAUGGACAUCGUGAAGCUGGCCGGCGCGUCGCCCGCGAACUUCCUCGACGUCGGGGGCGGAGCCAGCGCCGAGCAGAUCGAAAACGCCUUCCGCAUCCUCUCCUCGGACCCCGCGGUGCGGGUGGUGCUGAUCAACAUCUUCGGGGGCAUCCUGCGCUGCGACCGGCUCGCGGAGGGCGUCAUCGCGGCCGUCCGGAAGCUCGGCGUGAGUCUUCCGAUCGUGAUCCGCAUGGAAGGCACGAAUGUGGAACUCGCCCGCCGGAUGCUCGAGGAGUCGGGGCUCGACUUCACCACCGCGGACGGCAUGCGCGACGCGGCGAACCAGGUCGUGCAGAAACUAGACGUGGAGGCCGCAUGA